GUGCGCCAUCAACAAUCGCGAUCGUGAACUAAUCUAUAUCGAUUUUUUACCUGGUGUAAAGUAAAAUAUUUGAUCGCAAAUCGAUCGGUGACAGCUGUCGUUGUCGUGUUCACAUCAUCAAGUGUCUUACACGUGAUAUUUCUACAAAUUAAAACAUAAAAUUGUGAGCACAAUAUUGUUUAUCAAUACAAUAAUUGUUUUUAAAUAUAUCAAGUGAUAAUAAAAAUAUAUUUUUAACAAUAAACAAUCAAUAAUAUUCAUGAUUAAAUAAAAUUAUCAAUACUGAUGAAAAAAAAUGAGUAAAUAAAAAUAAAAUGAUAGAAUUUUACGUUCAAAUUUGAGGUGAAAUAUCAGACAAUCUAAUUGCUCCUCCAUUGUUAAGGAGUUUUAUUUUAUUUAGAAUUUAAUUAUCAAGUUGAAUUAUUGACAAUAAUGAAAGACGAAAGUAUUGAAUCACAUGAAAAACAAUUAGACACAAUUGAAAAAUCAUCAACAAGUAAUAAUCAUGAUAAAAAUCAAGUACAUGAUCCAACAAAUGAUGAUAAUGAACGUGAGUUUGAAUCAUUAGAAUAUGAAGAAGAUGUUUAUUAUUCUAAAAAUGUUGCAACACCAAGUUUUGAUGAUAUUGAUGAAUUAAGUGAUGAAGAAAUAAUAGUACAUUGUUGGAAAAAUUCAAAUGGUGAUUUAGAAGAAAUAACUGUUGAUGAUAAUGAUAUUACAUUUGAUGAUGAGCCUGUAAAUGAUAAUAAUAAAAAAAAACGUAGAACAAUAAAAAUUGUAUUUCAAGAAUUAUCGAAAUCAUAUUUAGAAAAAAUUAAUAAAAAUCAAAAUUAUAAAAAAUUACUUGAAUUUGUAAAAGGUGAAGAUGCUUUGAACUCUGGUUCAAUGUCACCAUCAGCAGACAAUGUAGCAAAUGAAUUGGCUGGUUUAACAUUGGAACAACAAGAAGCACAAAAAGAAGAAUGGAAUCGUGAACUUGCAAAGGUAGAAGAAGAAAUUCAGACACUUAGACAUGUACUUGCAAGUAAGGUCAGAGUAUCUAAUGAACUUAAACGUAAAUUGGGAAUUACUGUGUGGAAGGAUAUUACAGAAGAUGUUAAUCAAAGUCUUCGUAAUGUCAAGGAUAGUCAAGUAUUUCAGAAAACAGAAUCUGUUUGUAAACAAGCUGCUGGUCUUACAACAAGUAUACUUGGUGGUUUUGGUUCUGGUAUAACUAUGAAAAUUGGCCAAAUGCGUAAUUCAGAUAGUUUUCGUUCAUUGGAAGAACGUGUUGGUUCAGCAUAUGAAAAUGUCAAGACAAAAGUUGUUCCAUCACGUUCAAAUUCAACUCAAAGUUUUGAUGAAGCAUUAAGAGAAGCUGAAGCAUCAAGACGUGCUUCAUCAGUUGCAACAAGUCCAACAAUUCCAGAAGAGAAAUUACUUUCAUAGAGCUUAUCAUACUGUCGACAUUUGACCCCGUACAUUAACAACAAUUGUACAAUUAUUUGUUGGCUAUUUUUCUUGUAAACAUUUUCAUCUUAACAAUGUAACAACUAUGGGGUCCAAUUAUUAUUUCAAUUUAAUAUACAUUUUAAAGUAUUGAUUUUUAAAUAUUCCUUCUUUUUUUUUUUUUUUUGCAUAAGGAUUUCUUUUCUUUUUCAAAUAUAAAUAAAUAAUUGUUACGACAAUAUAUAUAUAUAUACUGAAAAAAUGAUUUAAAUUAAUCAUGAUUAACACAAUAAAAAUUAAACAAGGUAUCAAAAAUAAAUAUAUAUUAAUAAAUGUAAGAUUUAAAGAAAAAAAUGUACCACUCGUUCUAUCGAAACACUGUCCAUAAUUUAUAAAUUCAAUUUUUCGAUAUUAAAUUUAUAUAAUUAAAGUAAUUAUUUUUUUUAGUACUUGUCUAUUGUGGUUGAAGUAAAAAUAAAUCCAACGAUUAUUUAAAAAGUGUACUUAUACACAUAGGAUAUUUUUUUUUAUUUUCAUUUAUUAUUAUAAGCAGUUGACGCUUGGAUUUUUUGAAAAGGUAAAAUAAUCAUGUGCUAAUUAUGUUAUUAUUCUUGCUGAUAAAAUAAAUUAUUUCAUAAAAAAAAGAAGUCUCUUUUCUUGUUUUUCAAUUAUAUUUCUUGUUUGAAAUUAUUAAUUUAAAUAAAUAUCAAUUUUCAUUGACGAAAUCAUUUUUCUAUAGGUUCAUUUUUGUUCUUUCGAAAAUACUAGAACAACAAAGCUGUAAAAUAAAAAUUUUAUUUUGCAUUUAAACAUAUGACUUGAAAAAAAAUAAUCAACAUUUAUAAAUGCUUAUUUAUUUAAAAAAAAUAAAUAAUUACAUUGUUUUAUUAUUUAAAAAAUUUAUUACAAACUAAUUACAAAAAUAAAAAAAUAUUUUCAUGUCCCGUUUGACGUUUCACAGUUGAUUUUUAAUAAUAAAUUUUUUUAAUUGUUAAUUUUAAUGAACUAAUUAAUUUUUACAAUAAAAUUUAUAUAUAAAAUUCAUUUGACAAUAAUUUUUUACAUAUAUUCUACAUAAUUUAAAAAUAAUAUUUUAUCCACAAAAUAAAUUAAUUUUUAGAAAUAUAAUUACUUAUUGUUUUAAAUUUUUUUUUAUAAAUCAUUCAUUAUAUUUAAAUUAAAAUACAUGUAUACAAGUAUGUCAUAGUGUUUUUUUAAAUAUUUUAUUUUCAUUGUUAAUAUUUUAUUUUUAAUAAUUUUACAAAUGCGUAAAUGCAGCUCUCAUUUUUAAGCUGCACGCGAUAUAUAUUCUUUGCGAAAACUAUAUCAAACUAUUUAUACUUUUUUUUUUUAAAACCGUGAGAAAUUUUACAAGCAAAUAUAAAACAACUGUACAUAUAAACACAUACACACACGCCAAUAGUACAUGAAAAUAUUACGUCUAGGCAUUAUAGUAGAAGAAAAUGGAUAAAAGAAAAAAAUCACUUCCCAAGUUUCUAAAUCGUGCGGUAUUUGAAUUUAUGAGUCAUUUAAAAUUCAAAUAUAAAAAUUAACCAAUGACAAAAUGCUAAAAAUAUCAAGUAAAUUUAUUUAUAUAAAAUUCAAAAUAAUUGAUUAUAUAUUUUUACCAUAAUAAAUUAUCAAGUAAAUUAAUAAAAAUUACAAAUAAAUAUGUUAAAUAUUAGAUAAAUUAAUUUUUCAAAAAAAUCAUUAGCACUGAUUUUCCACAGGAUUGCCUGAUGUUGGCCUCAAGUUAAAUAUGAUCUUCGACAUCUGUAAAAUUAUAAAUGUGGGAAAUGUGAAUGAAUAAAUAUUACUUUUUUAUUUUUUUUUUUUUUAAUAAUAUUUAUUACAAUUUAAAUAAAAAAAAAUAAUUUUUCUCAUUAAAAUUUUUCCAUCAUCAGUUGAGGUGGUUCAUCAGGCGAUCUUGAAGGCCACGUUAAUUUCAUAUAGACAAAAAAUUUAUUCCACAAUCUCACAAAUACAACAGUGCAAUAAAUUCAUU
Aphidius gifuensis is the source of this 3433-nucleotide messenger RNA. Its product is annotated as tumor protein D54. The coding region runs from base 433 to 1428 and encodes 331 amino acids. Gene Ontology annotation, cellular component: cytoplasm. Lineage: Eukaryota; Metazoa; Arthropoda; Insecta; Hymenoptera; Braconidae. The transcript has 5 exons. The record is from RefSeq and is a predicted model, not a curated record.